Messenger RNA from Pseudomyrmex gracilis, 3111 nucleotides. RefSeq names its product ribosomal protein S6 kinase 2 beta (gene S6kII). Gene Ontology annotation, biological process: protein phosphorylation; intracellular signal transduction. The record is from RefSeq and is a predicted model, not a curated record. The transcript has 13 exons. The coding region runs from base 337 to 2577 and encodes 746 amino acids. Lineage: Eukaryota; Metazoa; Arthropoda; Insecta; Hymenoptera; Formicidae. Gene Ontology annotation, molecular function: magnesium ion binding; ATP binding; ribosomal protein S6 kinase activity.
UCGAUCCACAAAUUAUUAUCUUUGUAUAAGAUAAUAUGCAACUUGCGCGCGAGUGUGUACGUGUGUGUACGUAUUUCAUACACAUGUGAGUUAUAUAUAUAUAGAUAUAAAAUGGUGUGUACUCUUGAUUAGCAGUGGUUUAUCCUAGUAGUUAACCGCAAACUCCUGUUGAGUGUGGUUGAGCGUAUGUCAAUCGUCAACUUGACGAAGUUAUUUGUUGCGUAUACAAAGUUGUAUACUUAUUAAAUGUUGAUAUAAUAAAAGUUAACACGAAGUUAACUUAAAUAUUUUGCGAAAACGCUUGCAAUUUCAAAGACGAACGAAAGUUUAACUAGAAUGCCGUUGGCAACUCUAACGGCUCCUUGGACUGAGCACUGUGCAAAUGAGAAGCAAAGUACGGAGAUUCUUCCGGCCGAAAAUCAGGAAGAAACGAUGAUUACUCAGGGACAUUUAAGUGAUAGAUCCAAUGGGUGUUCAGAAUCGCAUGAGAUUGAACUACGUGAGAUGGUUCGGGAUGGUUACGAGAAAGCUGAACCAUCUCACUUUGAACUGUUAAAAGUUCUUGGUCAGGGAUCUUUUGGCAAGGUAUUUUUAGUAAGAAAAAUUGUUGGGAAAGAUAGUGGCACACUAUAUGCCAUGAAGGUUUUAAAAAAGGCAACGUUAAAAGUGCGUGAUAGAGUUAGGACCAAAAUGGAGAGAAAUAUAUUGGUGGAUGUGGAACAUCCGUUUAUUGUUCGAUUGCAGUAUGCGUUCCAAACAGAAGGAAAACUCUAUUUAAUUCUAGAUUUUUUACGAGGUGGCGAUCUCUUUUCCAGGUUAAACAAAGAAGUCAUGUUCACGGAAGACGAUGUUAAGUUUUAUUUGGCCGAGUUAGCACUCGCUCUUGAUCAUAUACAUAAACUGGGAAUUAUUUACCGAGAUCUGAAACCUGAAAAUAUUUUAUUAGAUACAGAAGGCCAUAUAUCUUUAACAGAUUUUGGCCUAAGCAAACAACCUUUGGAUGAUUCAAAAACAUAUUCAUUUUGUGGAACUGUUGAAUAUAUGGCACCAGAAAUUGUCAACAGGAAAGGACACACUUUCACCGCGGAUUGGUGGAGUUUUGGUGUUUUAAUGUUUGAAAUGCUGACAGGUGCUCUUCCGUUUCAAGGUGCCACUCGCAAAGAAACAAUGACGCAAAUCUUGAAGGCUAAAUUAGGAAUGCCACUCAAUAUCUCACCAGAAGCACAGGCACUUUUAAGGGUAUUGUUUAAGAGAAAUCCAGCAAAUCGUCUUGGUUCUGGAGGGACAGAAGAAAUUAAAAAUCAUAUUUUCUUUGCUACCAUUGACUGGGAUGCUCUUUAUAAAAAAGAGAUAAAACCGCCGUUCAAGCCCGCUAUUAAAGACGAUGAUGCGUUUUAUUUUGAUAGUGAAUUCACCUGUAAAACACCAAAAGAUUCUCCCGGUGUGCCGCCUAGCGCAAAUGCUCACGAAUUAUUUCGCGGGUUCAGUUUCAUUGCGCCGGGUUUGCUUGCGGAUGUGGAUCACGCCAAAUCACCGGACUUUAGGAAUUACGGUAGCAUCAGCGCUACCUUUCCGUCUUACGUCAAUUCGACUUCCAUAACUGACGAAUACGAAUUCAAACAUGAGAUUGGCAGAGGAGGAUACAGCGUGGUGUAUCUAGCCGUUCAUACAUCAACCAAAACGGAGUACGCGGUGAAGGUAAUUGAGAAAUCUAGCCGAGAUCCAACGGAGGAAAUAGAGAUUCUGUUGCGAUACGGUAGACAUCCUCACAUUGUAACACUUAGAGCGGUCCACGAGGACGAUAAACGUGUGUAUCUUGUGUUGGAACUUUUGCGCGGUGGCGAACUUCUCGAUCGUUUGCUACAGCGACGAAACUUCACCGAACGCGAAGCUGCCGAGGUUAUUCACACUGUCACCAGCGUAAUACAUUAUCUUCACGAGAACGGAGUGGUUCAUAGAGACUUGAAGCCGUCGAACAUUCUGUACGCAAAAUCCGGCGGUGAUCCAACGACGCUUUGUAUAUGCGAUCUUGGUUUUGCGAAACAAUUACGUGCGGAAAAUGGAUUGUUAAUGACGCCUUGUUACACAGCUAACUUUGUGGCACCCGAGGUGCUGAAACGUCAAGGAUACGACGCGGCGUGUGACAUAUGGUCACUCGGAGUUCUCUUGUACAUUAUGUUAGCUGGAUAUACGCCUUUCCGCAACAGUCCGGGUGAUAGCGCGAGCGAUAUAUUAGACCGCAUCGGUCCGGGAUACAUUGACGUGGAGAGCGGUAUAUGGUGUCACAUUUCGAACGAAGCUAAGGAACUAGUUAAAAGGAUGUUACACGUGGAUCCAAAUCGAAGGCCUACAGCAGCCGCUAUUUUAAAAUCUCCCUGGAUUGUAAAUCGACAUCGUCUUCCUCAAAAAGUAUUGCCUGAUGUUAUAAAAGAUCCUCAUAGUCUGAAGAUAGCGGUGGCGGCGACAUACAGAGCAAUGGCGCAUAAUUCAAGAUUACCUCAUAUCGGUCCUGUGGUGAUGUCCGAAUUGGCACGUCGCAGAACACAAGGCAAAUCUACCGGUCCCACCCAAGUUUAAGAUUAUAUCUUAUCAUGUUUCUUGUAUAUUACAAAUUUAACUUGUAUUUUAAGAUUUCCAAAAUGGAGAUAGAAAAAAAAAAAAAAAAAAAAAAAAAAAAAAAAAAAAAAAAAAAAACAAAUGUUUAAAGUACAAGCGAUGGAGAGUUUAAAAUGAUGAGAUGAUAUGACAUGUAUGACAUCAAUGUGGUGUCUCGAAACGUUCCUGACAGUGAGCGCCGAAUGUGAUAUUUAUUUCUAGUUCUCCAUUGUGUUUUAAGGCUCCUAAGUCGAGUUGUGGCUUAGAAGUAAGAAAUUUUUAUUUUAUUUGCAUGUCAACUCUCGCACACUUUUAAUAGUACAAAUUGGUAAAAUGUAUCGAAAAUUCUCUCUCUGACUCGUAGUAACUUAAAUAAAUAGAAAUUUAAAUAAAUAGCCAUACAUCUUGCUCAACGUAAAAACAAAAAAGUCUAUUUUCGCUGGAAAUUUACAACAUGUACAUGUAGGGAGUACGUAUCGUGUAACAUGUAAAAUUGUUAAUAGAUAAAAAAAAAAA